AUGAGUAAAACGUUUUCUUCCAAAAGUGGGAAUACUAGUGCGAGCAAUAAGAAUGUCGAUUCCAAACGCGCAAAAAAUGUGACGUCGAAAUCUAAGAAAAACAAUGUCUCUACGAAAGACCUUAGCAAUCUAGAAGGUAAAAAUCUAAAUAACAAAGAAACCGUGAUACGAUCAGAGGGCGAAAAAAUUGAGACAAAUAAGAGUCCGUCGAAUCCAGAAACAAAUUCUGUCACCUCGUCACACGAAAAUAUAACAAUUAUGAAGUCAUCUGACGACGAAAUUACCGAUGAUAUCGAUUGGGAACCUAGUAAUAGCGGUGAUAGUGGUUAUUCGCACUUGAAAACAUUAAAAUUAACUCCAAAAUUGAGUAAGGUUGAGAUUCAGAAUGUGCUGGAAAGCUAUAAUGAUUUUUAUGAAAAAAAUUAUAAUCAAAUAAAUUUCCUAUUGUUACAAGACUUCCCGUCGUGGCUCGAUGGACUAGGUCUUAAACCUCUGGCUCCCUAUUUCGCAAAUCAGGAUUGGCAUGAUAUAAUAGAGUUGACGUGGAAUGAUCUUGAGAUUUUGGGCAUUACCAAUUGGCAAUUGAGAAAGAGAUUACUUAGGCAUUUUUUUAUAAUCAGGAAAUUUCUAGCAAGGGAGAGAGGUGUGAAUCUACCAGUAGUUGAUUUCUCCAAUAUUAAAAAUAUUAAAAAUGAAAACGAUGAGGAGGAAAAUUGGUAUGGGCAUAUUGAUCCAAAAGUUUUACGCGAUAUGGAAUGUUUCCUUCACUCAUUGAACGACGGCCUUGGAAAACUAUGCCCUUACUUUUAUGAAAUGAGUUGGCAAGACUUGUGUUUGUUGACGUAUGAAGAUUUAAAAGAAUUGGGCAUGGAUAAUAAAUAUACUAGAAAUAUUCUGUGUACAAAAAUCAAAGAAUUCAAAAUAGCAUUACAAAAAUAUUUGGAUGAAUCAAAACAAGAAAAGAGAGGCGAGAAUAUGGAAAGUAGUAUUUCGCAAAAAUCCAGCGAAACCAGCAACAUUGACAAUGUCAAUGAAGAAAAUGCCAUAACGCAUAAUUCGCCGUUCAAUGCAAUGAAGUUGAUCGAAGACGUGGAGAUUUUACUGAAGAAUAAUGUGACAAAGGAUGCAGCGAAAAUUGCUAAUAACAUCAAUGAGCAAGAUAAGAAAGAUGGCGUAAAUGACGAGAGCGCAUCAAAUCUGACCAAUAAUUCGGGUUUCAUCGAGAAUUCAUUGAGGAAAAACUCGACUCCUCCAGAUAAAUUCUGGGCAGCAAACAAAGAUGUUCGCAAAAACACGGUCACAGAACCUGGAGCAAAGAGUGAACUUGAUCUCUUGAACGAUAAAAAAGGUACUAAGAAGACGUCGGGAACUUGA
Molecule: messenger RNA, 1374 nt
Organism: Acaulospora colombiana
Lineage: Eukaryota; Fungi; Glomeromycota; Glomeromycetes; Diversisporales; Acaulosporaceae
Source: the annotation of a GenBank genome assembly